CUGUCAUCUCUCUAUAGGUCCGACUGGGAUUGAUGACGUCAGACUACCUAAAGGACAAUGUGCUGUCUAGUGAGCUGGUGGAGGCCAAUUCUGAGUGCCUGUCCAUGAUAAGUAAUGCCAUCUUAGACAUACAUGAUCUAGGAAGCAGACCCUUCAUGUCUGCCUUGUAUCACCCUCUUGCUCGUCCCCGCCUGCCUCAUUCCAUCCUGCUGGCCAUUGGGGGGUGGAGUGGUGGUGAGCCAACUAACGGCAUCGAGGCCUACGAUUGCCGGGCUAACCGCUGGGUCAACGUAACAAACAACCUCGAGUGUCCUCGUGCUUAUCAUGGAGCCGCCUUCCUCAACGGGUACGUCUACUCCGUUGGUGGCUCCGACGGGGUGGAGCAUUUCAACAGCGUCCGUAGGUUUGACCUGACCACUCACGCCUGGAAUGAGGUGGCGCCCAUGACUCCCGCCGCUGCUAUGUGAGCGUGACUGUGUUGAACGGGUUCAUCUAUGACCUGGGAGGCUACGACGGGCAUGUACGACUCAGCAGUGCAGAGCGCUAUCAACCUGAAACCAACCAGUGGAGUCUUAUUGCAUCCAUGCAUGAACAGAGGAGCGAUGCCAGCUGCACAACACUUCACAGCCGGAUUUACAUUUGUGGUGGAUUCAAUGGGAACGAGUGUCUGCAGACAGCUGAAUGUUACAACCCAGAGACCGACCAGUGGACGAUGAUCAGUCCCAUGAACAGCCGCCGCAGAGGGAUAGGUGUCAUUGCAUAUGCGGAUCAUGUCUUUGCAGUUGGUGGCUUCGAUGGAAACAGACGUCUGCGCACCGCUGAGGCUUACAACCCGCAAACCAAUACGUGGAACCUCGUGUCCUCUAUGUUGACCCGCCGCAGCAACUUUGGCAUUGAGGUCAUCAAUAAUCGCCUCUUUGCAGUCGGGGGCUUCAACGGCUUCACCACCACUUUCAACGUUGAGUACUACGACGCUUCAACCAACCGGUGGUUUAAAGCAUGUGACAUGGGGAUUUUCCGCAGUGCCCUGAGCUGCUGUGUGGUGUCCGGACAUCCCAACCUGUCUGAUUACACCAUUCCUCGUGACAGCCUGACAUGUUUAAAUGUGCCAGAAGAAGCAGCGGAGUCCACGUAACACCUUUAAAAUGCAAUACUGCCAUGUGUCAACAUCUGGGACUCCAACAUGAAGGACUGAAAUAAAUCUUUAGAACAUCAAACCGCUGGUGAA
Haplochromis burtoni (Burton's mouthbrooder) is the source of this 1228-nucleotide messenger RNA. Its product is annotated as kelch-like protein 10. The record is from RefSeq and is a predicted model, not a curated record. Gene Ontology annotation, molecular function: protein binding. Bases 584 to 1135 code for a protein of 183 amino acids. The transcript is spliced from 3 exons. NCBI's taxonomy places the organism in Eukaryota, Metazoa, Chordata, Actinopteri, Cichliformes, Cichlidae.